Messenger RNA from Cladocopium goreaui, 955 nucleotides. NCBI's taxonomy places the organism in Eukaryota, Dinophyceae, Suessiales, Symbiodiniaceae. The record is from the annotation of a GenBank genome assembly.
UCAAGGCGGCGUGUCACAAGUAAAAUAGGAGCUGGCAGGACAGUGCUACCCGGAUUUCAUCAUGGAGUUAAAGCACCUGAAACCGAGGCAUUCAAGGCUUCUCUUGGCCUCAGUUGUGGGCAUCCUGGUUUGGAUGCAUUCCCGGACCGUUCUGGAUGAUCUGGGUGAUUUGUUUGUUCAAGGUGCUCGAAUUCCCGGCUCUAUUCAGUCAGUUUCCACUAUAACGAGAGACUCCGAAUUCAGACACAGUUCAAUCCCGACCAUGCGAAUGGACCGCGGUUCUCUCGUCCAGCUUCGGGCAGCAAAAAAACAAACAGGAGAAACAAUCAUGCAUGGUGACACAGUGUACAUAAAGGUUAUGACAGGACGAUAUGUUGGUGAACUAGAUGGCACAACCAAAUUGGAAUGGGUGAAGGCACGAGGCAAGCAGAAAGACAAGGAACAUGCACUCACAAUUGAAAAAAUGACCAACCGUGAUGAACCGGUAAAAAAUGGAGAUGUGGUGAUGUUUGUGAUGCCGACUGGUGUCCACAUGGAUGUUCUGGGAAGUGCUGUUCGUGCACGAUAUUACGAUCCUAGAGGUGAGUGGCAGAAGAUCACGAUCGUCAAGCAGGAUGGAGGUGACAUCUACUCCGGCGAUCAGAUCUUCCUGCGGGGACAUCAAGGAGAGUACUUAGACGCCAAUCCUUUGGAGCGAGCACCCGAUGGAGAGGUGAAGGCUCGAUGGCGCGAUGAAGGAGAAUGGCAAGUGAUGUGGAUUGAGAAGUGAUUGCACAACAGAAAUCGGUCGUAUGGUUUGACACUGUUAGUAGCCUUUAUUGGUUCGAUUGUGCAGUAAUGAUUACGACUUCAAGUUCAACUGUCAAAGACCUGAGCAGACUGCACGUAGAAAAACUUGCAAGCUUGUUUCCUUGUCUCGAGACAUUCUGUAUAUUGCGCAGCCCAGAAAAGAGAA